AUGAAGAAGAUCAACGUGCUCCUAAGGAAAUGCAAGAGCCUGUCCAAACAACUCGGUCGGUCCUCAUCCUACAGCAGCUUGAGAUCAAAUAAUCCAACUGCAACCCAACGGGCCAACAACCACCUGUGGAGGUCUCACAGCACUGCUCAUCACUAUCUGGACAAUCAUCAUCGUCUCGACGACGACGACGAUGAUCGAAGGAUGGUGUUCGUGGGGAGCACGAGGAAGCGGUACGUGAUCGGCUCCAAGUACUUGAGCCACCCCGUGGUGAAUGCCCUCAUCGACAAUGAUGAUGAUGAUAAAGAUCGGACGGCUGUGGUGAAGUGUGAGGUGGUUCUGUUCGAUCACUUGCUUUGGAUGCUGGAGAAUGGCGAUCCCAGCAGCCUUAGCUUGGAUUCUCUGGAGGAGCUUGCGGAUCUCUAUGUGUUCUGA
Molecule: messenger RNA, 432 nt
Organism: Linum tenue
Lineage: Eukaryota; Viridiplantae; Streptophyta; Magnoliopsida; Malpighiales; Linaceae
Source: the annotation of a GenBank genome assembly